This is a messenger RNA of Rhincodon typus (whale shark), 1302 nucleotides long. RefSeq lists its product as uncharacterized. Lineage: Eukaryota; Metazoa; Chordata; Chondrichthyes; Orectolobiformes; Rhincodontidae. The coding region runs from base 520 to 1140 and encodes 206 amino acids. The transcript has 2 exons. The record is from RefSeq and is a predicted model, not a curated record.
AGAAGACCGCGGUUUUGGUGAAAUGGAGCUUUGUCAUUGCUGGUUUACACUGUACAAAAAAAAAAUGAAGCAUGCAUUUUUUUGACACCAAGACUGUGUUAACGACAACAGAGGACCAUCAAGAGGCCACUGAGCCGUCACUGACAGGAGAGUUAAUAAAUUUGAGCAAAAAAAGUGCCCCAAACUGCAAACGGCUGUCGCAAACGAGAUAAUGAACUUUUAAAAAAAACAAAAAGGGGUUGCGAGGCUAAGCAGCAACACACUAGGAAACGCAAACCAACUGCACAGGACAGCAGGGCACCUAGCGAAAUAUCUCCCUUGAAUCGAGAAACCGCUAGUUCAACUUUCAACCAGCAAGGCACCGAUGAGACCGCCACUACGCCAGAGCCCAUCACUGAAUCUGAUGAGUCUCUCACAUCAACCAGCACUGAGUCACUUGAAGGACUCAUCAACAUUUUCAAAGAUGACGAUGCUUCUGAGGAAAACGAUGAUAAGUCUGACCGUGAGGAAAGUGCCACAAUGCCACAAGACCCAGAAUCAGAACACCACACCUCAGGCUGUACUGUGGAAUGGCAGGAGGACCUGACUCCUGUGGCUGGAGCUUCCAAGGGACCUCUCCUGGAUUGUACAAUGCAAGCCGGAGGGUCCACCGCGGAAGAUCAAGGGACACGCCAGCCACAGUUGAGAGAUGCUGUCCCUGAAGCACCUCCUGCACACACCCAACAGAUGCUGGAACAGACCAUUCACCUCCUUCAUGAGGCAGUGCAGAACUUCCACAUCACUGUGCAGACUGGAUAUACCCAGAUGCACAGUGACAUGACAAGAUCGCAUACUAUAAUGCAGUUUGGUUGGGCACAAUUCACAGAGCAAGUUGGCUGUCUGGUCAGCCUGCUCAGGACCCUGGUGCGAGACCACCAGGCCUCUACCCCUCAGCUCCGUGAUGUUGCUGUUCAAAGCUCUCUCAAGUCCCCUGAAGCCCAGUCGACUGGGGUGGUGCUGCCAGCAGCAUCCUCUCCUGUGACUGAAGUACUGCCAAAUGCACAGUGCAACCCAGUGGGAGACCACUUGAAUGAUGGAUCCUCCCAAAGCUCAGCCACCUGUCCUGUAAAUAGAACACAUGUACAUAGUUUUAAUAUAUAAUCAUGUAAAUAAUUCAACUGCAUUGACACAGUUUGGGUUCCACCAUUGUUAAGUUUGCACAUCUUUUACAUCAGUCAACCAGACUACCUCAACACGACCAAUUGAAAAGAAGUGCUCUGUAACUUUGUUUUAAUUUGUACAUUCAUCUACACAGCUACUUAU